Molecule: messenger RNA, 1034 nt
Organism: Zea mays
Lineage: Eukaryota; Viridiplantae; Streptophyta; Magnoliopsida; Poales; Poaceae
Exons: 1
Coding region: 111-866 (251 amino acids)
Source: RefSeq, marked validated
AUUUUAUUUCUUCCCCGUAUUCGCACUCUUGCAUCUCCUUCCAUUGUUUGCUGUGUCUUCCUCGCAGAGAGAGAGAGAGCGAGAGAGACAGACAGAGACAGAGGGAGAGAAUGCAGAGGUCUCUCUGGAGACACACCUCGUCCCCUGCCUGUGUCCACGCCAUCGAAAGUUCCGACGAUGGCUCGCGCCGCUCCACCGACGAAGAGCCACGCAAGAAGGUGAACAAGAAGGUAAUGAAGUUACUUCUCCUGCCCUUGAAGCACAGGCAGCGCAUCCCCCAAGCGUUCAGAUCGCUCUCUUGGGGUGCCAAGAAGGAGGACGCCAGCAAGAAGGAUGGGAGUCCUCGUGAGCGUGAGGAGAGCGACGACGCGGAUACGUUCGCGUCCGCGAACAGCUCCGAGCUGCGCUCCUCCUCCAGGGGCAUCGACGACGACUCCCAGGCCCCGUCGUUCCGGCUCAGCGCGCCGCCGAUCUUCCCAACCGGCAGCGUCGAACGCCGCCCUCCCCCGGCCUCUCCCGUGAAGAUCGUCCGAAAGCUUCCGUUCGGGUACGUGAUUGGCCGUCAGCUGGACGCCCCCGCGCUACAGCCGCCGCCAUCUGUGACGACGCUGUCAAGAAAUGUCAAGACGGUGGUGAUGCCAUUGAUGGCUUGGCUGCACCUCCGGUCGAGGUCGCUGGCGCUCAAGAAGAAGGCCGGCCGUGCUUUCAAAAAGGCGUGUCAGCGAGGCAGCAGGCGUGAUGAGCGUGAAGGUGUACAAGAAACCGACGAUGGUUGUUGCGGCAACGACGAUGAAGAUGUGUUCUGGAAGAAGGAUGUGAAGGGACUUCGCUGCAGGCAGGUGCAGGACGACGACGCUCCAUACUGAACGGACGGCGGGGACGUGUCACGUGUGGAUCCAGCGCUUCUAUCGACGACAUUCACCCUUCACAUAUAACACCCACAUAAUUUGUAGGGUGCCGACGAACAAUAGAAAUCUGGAUACAAGGAUGUAUCAAAAAAAAGUAUACUGCAUCCUUCUCUGGUAUUGUGUUAA